This is a messenger RNA of Chilo suppressalis (striped riceborer), 1543 nucleotides long. NCBI's taxonomy places the organism in Eukaryota, Metazoa, Arthropoda, Insecta, Lepidoptera, Crambidae. The record is from the annotation of a GenBank genome assembly.
ACAAUGUUUAGUUUGCGGUUGACAUUCGCUAUGCCAAUGCGUGUGAACAUAAAACAUAAUAUAAGUAAAUUAAUAAUAAUUAGUCGUGUAAUUAAGUGUUAAAACAUGGAAAUUUGUUCCAAUUAUGGAUCUAUGCCGGUUCUAUCUACGGCUUCGAGGCGAGACUUGGAGAGUCAGGAGGCAGGGGCGACUAGAAAACACAGCAGGCUAUGGACCAUCCUAGUUGACAUACCACUUAUAUUAAUAGUAUUGGUGCUGAUAGGGUUGUUCGAGCUGGGCGUGAUCCCGUGCUACCGUGCCGGGUUCUUCUGCAACGAUCCUUCGCUAUCGUUCCCCUACAGGGGGGACACAGUCAGCACUGUCGUACUGGUGGUUACCAUAUUCUUGGCGCCUCUCAUAGUGAUACUCAUCACAGAGCUGAUAUUCCAUGAUCAAGAGUACAGCUUCCGCGAUAUGACGAUAGCUUCGACAAAACAAACGUUAAGAGUCUACCGUAACUACGUAUACGGGCUGAUCUUCAACUUCGCCGUGAUUGAGGUGAUGAAGGGCAUCACUGGCAGCCCGCGGCCCACUUUUUUCGACCUUUGCGAACCUGAUACUGGGAAAACAUGUAACGGAUCUGAAUUCGUCAGCGACUUUGAAUGCACUUCCACAAGAUUUUCAAAAUGGAUGCAGAAGGACUCCUAUCACAGUUUCCCAUCGGGUCACACCUCUUUAUCAGUGCACUGCGGACUAUUUAUAGCCUGGUAUCUCCAGAAGCGUGCCUUCGACUGGCGCUUCCGCACAGUAUUCGUGGUCCCAAUGCUGCAGCUUGUCUGUAUGGGAUUCAUGGCCACGUCUUCGCUGUCCAGGAUCACAGACCACAGGCACCACUGGUGGGACGUAGCUGUGGGCUUCGUCAUCGGCGUUAUCACCUUCUCAUACGCGGCUAUUGUGCUGAGCAAAGACGGAGCCGCCACCAAAAGAGCUAGUUCAGAAUCAAUGCAACCAUCUCUCAAAACUUUAGUGUUUGACCAAAGGACUAUAGAGCCGGCAUCACCCUAAGAGUGACUUAAUAAACUUUGUGCAGUGGUCGUGUGACUACGAGAAAGAUCUUUGGUGACCGAGUGUUAUAAAAAUUAAUGAGUAAAACCAACGAAUUAGAAAUAAUAUGGAAUACGACCUGUGCUAAAAUUCACAUUAUCUUACCCAAUGAGUGGAUAGCCGAAUUAAUUUACAGAUAUUUGAUUGGUCAAACUUAGUAUUGAAGUUUAGUUGAAGAGUUUGGGACCAUGAUUUUGCUUGUAUUUUGUUAGAGUCAUAAUGUUUCCAUUAUCAUUUCUAAUUCAUUGAGAAAAACACAAUCAUAAAUCAAUGCAAAUCAUAAAUCAAAUUGUAUAUAAUAGACUAAUAUUAGAAAUCUCGACGUAUUUUCAUGUAUGUAUAACUAAAAACAUAUUAGAUUUGAUAAUCAAACCGUUUAACGCAUAAAUAAAAAUAAUUGUAUACCUACUGGGUUUCAAGACAUUGUGAAUUUGUAAACAAAACUGUCUUUAAUAUGAGU